Messenger RNA from Dermatophagoides pteronyssinus (European house dust mite), 734 nucleotides. RefSeq lists its product as uncharacterized. The record is from RefSeq and is a predicted model, not a curated record. Lineage: Eukaryota; Metazoa; Arthropoda; Arachnida; Sarcoptiformes; Pyroglyphidae.
AAACCAGUUGUCCAUUAUGUUCAACUUUCUUUACAACAAUUUUGUCGUGAUUUUCCAAUUUCAAAAAAAAGAAUAAUAACGAUAUUGUACACGAUGGCUUUUUAUCAUGUAUUGAAUUUUUGUUUCGUUGUCUUAACUUUGAUCCAAAUUGUUUAUGGUCAAGAAGCAAUUGAAAAUAAUGAAACUACUACGUCGACAUCAUUAAUACCUUCAUCAAUUGGCUCGAUAUCAUUUAACGAAUUAAACGAAACAUUUCAUCAAAUUUUAUUCAAUACAGCCAAUUUGACUAAUCAAUGGCAACAUGAAUUAUUUGAUCAAUCAACAGCUAUCGUAUCGAAUUUAACCAAGCAAUUGGAAUCAUUGAAUAAUAAUACCUUGGUUCAUAUGCUGUACAAUACAAGCCGUACAUCAAUGGAAACAGGUACUACUUUAUUUACCGAAAGUGUUGCGAGACCUGCAACAUUCUUUAUUGGACAAAAUUUACGUUUACUUGGCAGUGGUCUUUGGUCAUUGGGACAUUCAUUAAAACAUUCGGGCUACCAUAUUUCUAAUUUGGAACCAGUCAUCCAAAACGUAUCACAAUCAUUAUCUGAAUAUGGUAUUAAUCUGGUCAAUGCAAGCAUGAACAUUACACAGCCCGAUAUUAAACAACAACAAUAAGCCAUUAUUAUUAACGUCGACGCAAUUUGUAAUCAUAAAAUUAAAUUAUCCAUCGAUUUGUUUUUUGAACCAUU